AUGAUGUUAACUAUAGCCCUUCUUUUAUUGUGCCUCCAAACUCAUUUGACCGAACAUGCAUCAAUUAAUGGCGCAAACACCUUGACUAAAUUGGAUUGUACUUAUCAAGAUGCACGAUUCGGUUCUAUUGAUUUGUCAACAGUUGGUUUAAAAGGUGGUACCCCUGCUUUUCGACAUGUACUCAAAGAUGCUUAUUUUUAUUCUUACAAUCCAUGCUAUCCAUUUUCUGAAGAAUCUUCUUGUACUAACGUGGCUAUAUGUCAAAUUUCUAAAAAUGGAUCAGCUUAUUACGUUCUUGGUGUGAAUUCAAUAGUCAGUUGGUCAAUCACAUUUGAUGGCAAAGUAACACUUGUUUAUUCAGUUGUCGAUCGUCAAACAAUCGUGAAUCUUGCUUGUUCGACUGAAGUCGAUCAACUUGUUAUUAAUGGCGAAUAUGAAUUACGACAUUAUAAUUUAACUUUAUAUAGUAAAUGCGCCUGUUGGAAUGGCUGUUAA
Rotaria socialis is the source of this 495-nucleotide messenger RNA. Lineage: Eukaryota; Metazoa; Rotifera; Eurotatoria; Philodinida; Philodinidae. The record is from the annotation of a GenBank genome assembly.